UGCGCUACCUGUGCGUGUUCCUCCAGAUCUCGCGAGAUGUGCCGGGCGCUCUCUGUCUGUGAGAGUUCAGCCAGCCGCCAUCACCGCGGCCGAGCACACACAACACAUCUGAGAGUACUGAUCCGACCCGGGACUGACAUCAGAACAGACAGACGGAUAGAGAGAGACAGACAGACAGAGACAGAGAGAGAGGGGGAAGAGGGGGACUCGGGUCUCGGGGAGAGGGAGAGUGAUAGUUUGAGUGUGAGAGAGAGAGAGGGGAGGUGUAGAGUAGAGUGUGGGGACCCGGAGAGAGGAGGAGAAGUUUGCAGGUGUCCCGCUGUAAACCUCCACACCCACCCCGCGGUUAAUGCUUCAGGAGGAUCUGCUCUCUCCCCGCAGCUAAACAUGUCUAAUCUCAACAAACCCGGAACCAAGAAGGACACCAAGAUGAGGAUACGAGCCUUUCCUAUGACCAUGGAUGAGAAGUACGUAAAUAACAUCUGGGACCUUCUGAAGAACGCCAUUCAGGAGAUCCAGAGGAAGAACAACAGCGGCCUGAGCUUCGAGGAGCUGUACAGGAACGCCUACACCAUGGUGCUGCACAAACACGGAGAGAAGCUGUACACUGGCCUGCGGGAGGUCGUCACAGAGCACCUCAUCAGUAAAGUACGAGAAGAUGUCCUCAUAUCAUUAAACAACAAUUUUCUACAGACGUUAAACCAAGCAUGGAAUGACCACCAGACAGCCAUGGUCAUGAUUCGAGACAUCUUAAUGUACAUGGACCGUGUGUACGUGCAGCAGAAUAACGUAGAGAAUGUGUAUAAUUUGGGCCUGAUCAUCUUCAGAGAUCAGGUGGUCCGGUACGGCUGCAUUAGAGACCACCUCCGCCAGACGCUGCUCAACAUGAUCGCCAGAGAAAGAAAGGGCGAGGUGGUGGACAGAGGAGCGAUAAGAAAUGCGUGUCAAAUGCUGAUGAUUCUAGGACUGGAGGGGCGCUCUGUGUAUGAAGAAGAUUUUGAAGCACCUUUCUUAGAAAUGUCUGCAGAGUUCUUUCAGAUGGAAAGUCAGAAGUUUCUUGCGGAGAACAGUGCCAGCGUGUACAUUAAGAAAGUGGAGGCUCGGAUAAACGAGGAGAUCGAGCGAGUGAUGCACUGCCUGGAUAAGUCCACAGAGGAGCCUAUCGUAAAGGUGGUGGAGAGAGAGCUCAUCUCUAAACACAUGAAGACCAUCGUGGAGAUGGAGAACUCCGGCCUGGUCCACAUGCUCAAAAACGGAAAGACAGAGGAUUUAGCUUGUAUGUAUAAGCUGUUCAGCAGAGUGCCAAACGGACUGAAGACGAUGUGUGAGUGUAUGAGUCUGUAUCUGAGAGAGCAGGGGAAAGCGCUCGUAUCUGAGGAGGGAGAGGGCAAGAACCCCGUCGACUACAUACAGGGUCUGCUGGACCUGAAAACACGAUUUGACCGCUUCCUUCAGGAGUCAUUUAGCAACGACCGGCUGUUUAAGCAGACCAUUGCUGGAGACUUUGAGUAUUUCCUAAACCUGAACUCCCGAUCGCCCGAAUACCUCUCACUGUUCAUCGACGACAAGCUAAAGAAAGGAGUUAAAGGGCUGACAGAGCAGGAGGUAGAGUACAUACUGGAUAAGGCCAUGGUGCUCUUCCGGUUCAUGCAGGAGAAGGAUGUAUUUGAGAGAUACUACAAACAGCAUCUGGCCAGGAGACUGCUGACCAACAAGAGCGUCUCAGACGACUCUGAGAAAAACAUGAUCUCCAAACUUAAGACGGAGUGCGGAUGUCAGUUCACCUCAAAACUGGAAGGCAUGUUUAAAGACAUGAGCAUCUCCAACACAACCAUGGACGAGUUCCGCCAGCACCUGCAGUCCACAGGGGUAUCUUUAGGUGGUGUUGAUCUUACUGUUAGAGUUUUGACUACAGGCUAUUGGCCUACACAGGCAGCCACGCCCAAAUGUAACAUCCCCCCUUCCCCAAGACACGCCUUUGAAGUUUUCAGAAGGUUUUACUUGGCCAAGCAUAGCGGCAGGCAGCUCACAUUGCAGCACCACAUGGGCUCAGCAGACCUCAACGCCACCUUCUACGGGCCUAUCAAAAAGGAGGACGGUUCUGAGGUGGGUGUAGGAGGAGCACAAGUAACAGGUUCUAACACAAGGAAGCACAUACUGCAGGUGUCCACCUUCCAGAUGACCAUACUCAUGCUCUUCAACAACAGAGAGAAGUGCGUGUUUGAGGAGAUCCAGCAGGAGACGGACAUCCCGGAGCGAGAGCUGGUGCGAGCCCUGCAGUCUCUAGCCUGCGGGAAAACAACGCAGCGGGUGCUGACAAAGGAGCCCAAGAGUAAAGAGAUCGAGAACGGACACAUGUUUACAGUCAACGACCAGUUUACCUCCAAACUGCACAGAGUCAAAAUCCAGACAGUUGCUGCUAAGCAAGGCGAGUCGGACCCAGAGAGAAAAGAGACACGGCAAAAAGUGGACGACGACCGAAAGCACGAAAUCGAGGCUGCCAUUGUACGCAUCAUGAAAUCUAGGAAGAAGAUGCAGCACAACGUUCUUGUAGCAGAGGUAACCCAGCAGCUGAGGGUGCGGUUCCUGCCCAGCCCUGUGGUGAUCAAAAAGCGCAUUGAAGGACUUAUAGAGAGAGAAUAUCUGGCACGGACGCCGGAGGAUCGUAAAGUCUACACCUACGUUGCGUAGACAGAAACAAGGAGAGGAUGAAAAAGAAGAAAAUGAAAGUAUAAAGACUGUUUGGUCGCAUGAACGGGGACGUUUAUUUUAAUAGGUGAAAAUCUGGAAAGUGGACUUUUUUUCCUCCAGAACAAAAAAAGAAUAAAACAACAAACCAAACCAACAGAACAGACAUAACACAAAAGAUCCGAAACAAACCACAAACAGAUACAAAUAAUAAAUCCAUUAUGUGUUGUAGAUUAUUUUAAUUAGGCCACCACUCCCACUCUCUCGUACGAAUCUCAGCCAUGGACGGAUCCGGCUUCAAGCUCUUCACUGGUUUAUCCUCGUAGAGAUCGACCCUCAAGAGAAAAGCAUCCCUUGGGAAAAUGUGAAUGCACCACACAUUUGUUUUACAAUAAUAUUAUGUAAAAAUAAGAAAGUGAAUUAUUAAAAACAUCAAAAAAAAAAAACAGCAAAAUGUUCAUUGCUGAAGAAAAAAAAUUCAAUAAAAAUGUUGAUAUUGAAA
Astyanax mexicanus (Mexican tetra) is the source of this 3190-nucleotide messenger RNA. Its product is annotated as cullin-3. Lineage: Eukaryota; Metazoa; Chordata; Actinopteri; Characiformes; Acestrorhamphidae. Bases 37 to 2691 code for a protein of 884 amino acids. The transcript has 16 exons. The record is from RefSeq and is a predicted model, not a curated record. Gene Ontology annotation, cellular component: Cul3-RING ubiquitin ligase complex. Gene Ontology annotation, biological process: protein ubiquitination; ubiquitin-dependent protein catabolic process. Gene Ontology annotation, molecular function: ubiquitin protein ligase binding.